CGUGGUUGAGCUGUUGCUGCUGUAAUUCACGACAAGCCUACUCAGCAACUGAAUUUGUGUGCUGCUGAUAGUUUGUAGCGUUUGUAGUAUAUUUCACCCAUUACAUUCGACUCAGUUCUCAUUUCUCUUCGCACGUUUGGAUCGUUUACAACGUUUUGCUUCGGACAGCACGCGUUUGUUUUUCGAGCGCGGAUUCAUAGUGGUGUACAGAAGAGUGUAGUGCUAGCUAAUCUUGUAACACACCUGGGGAAUACAGCUUUCCUCAGCCUUUUGAUCAUUGAGAGCUACUUGCGAUUGUUGGAAGGAAGAUCAUUUUGAGGAUACCGUUGAAGUUAAAAGAAGGCCUGCAACAAUCGAAUGUUUGUGACAAAGAGAAGCAGGGAAAAUCGUGAUCCUCACUAGUGUUCAAUAUUGACAAACAGUUUUGUGAUCGCUCAACAACGUUUGUGGAUGAUGUAAUGGAAAACAAUUUCCUUGAAGGGGACACGCUCGUUUGAAACUGUGUUGUAUUUUGAAUUUUCUCGAACAGUCAGCUAACGUUAGCAAUGAGUUUGGCAUUGAAUUUCGAGCGCAAAUGUCGCACCUGUGGAACCGAUAUCCUGGAGCUGUCCUGUGGGAUUCCCAUUUUUGGAAGUGGCCUUCAGCUGGACCACAAGAUUAACCGCUAUCUCAGUUUGAAUAUAUCCCUACACGAUGAUCUCCCGAAAUGCCUGUGUGCCACGUGUUUCAUCAAAAUCGAAAGUAUCGACAAGUUUGCCAUCUUGGCCAAAAAGACGGAAGAAGCCUAUCUGGGGUGGUUCAAAUGCAUCCGUGCCAACUUGGCCCAACAUUACAACAGCCCCAUCAACGCCAUUCAACAGUUAAAUAAACUCUCUCCUACUGCGAUAACAUCCGGUGGCACCACAAUAUCCGUAGCGGGACCUUCGGGCACAACUCCGGGACAAAAAAUUGAUUUCAAUCUACUAAAGCAAGUUGUAGAUGAGCAAAUUACCACCAACCAGGCGGAUUCGGCUUUGGGUUUAAACUUGCAACCGGUUAAACUGAUCAAACCGGAUGUUUCGAUUGUUUCGUAUAGUGAUUUGAAACUUGGUUUACUGAUCAAAGACCAGGAACUGCUCAAAUUGAUCUUGAAGGCAUUGAAAUGGGCCGAUCAUGAUCCGAGGGCUACUUUCGACAUUCUGAUGCAAAGAUUGAAGAAUACCACAUUCCGAGAGAUUCUCUCCAAUCCGAACCUGCUCAAAGACAGCGACCUGAUCCAGCUGCUGAAAUCCUACAUCGGUCAAGAAGCGUUCAAUAAGUUUACAGCUGCAUGCAACCCCCCGAUUGUGACGACGAUGCCAAGCGGUUUGACCAUUCGCCCAGUAUUACAGACACCGCCAGUGAGCCCUCAGAAAUCGAACGCCUUAUCGGAGCCAUCGAAGCCUGUGAGUUCGAUCAGAAUAACCACCAAUAUAGCUGCAGCGAUCGCAAAAGCUGAGCGUAGAACGUCACCGGUUGAAGAGGGAGCUGUUACCCAGAUGGAGGUCGGAGUGGACCCGAGCUUGUUCCUCGAUGAGGAAGAAUCUCGAACGCGCGAAAGGCCUCCGGAACCGGCUAGCAAAAGGGCAGAAAAUGUUGUCACAAUCAAAUUGGUACCGGCACAUUUGAGCAAGGAGGCUUCGAAUGAAAAGAUGAUUCCCGCUAUAUUGAAAUGUGACGUUCGCAACAGUUCACGGCAUGUUUGCUCCAGUUGUGCCCAGACUUUUGCUUCCAAAAUGGAACUCCAACAGCACGUUGUAAUGACCCACGUUAUUGCUCAACCCAAGCCUAAGCCCGCUUUGGAAGAACCAACAUCGAAAAAAGUCAUCAAAAUAAGAGUAAAGAAACCGAAACCUGCUCCUCCCGCAAUAGUUGAGCCUGCUCCAAAACCUGAACAAAUUCUCAGCUCGUUGAAUCCUCCAAUCACAAUUCCUGCAUCAACCAGCAUCACCUUGAUCUCUCCCGUUGCCAAGCCUCCCGAACCUAUAGAACCGGAGUUGAUCGUUGAACCAAUAAUUGUUCCGCAAUCAACUGACAUCGAAAAAGACAAGCGUGAAGACCAGGCAGUCGAACCUGAAAUCGUGGUCAACAAUUCGGAACAACCGUUAAAACCCCAAAAGUCAGUUGAUCUGGUAAAGGCCAAACCUAAGCCCACUACGAAACGUAAACGUGAGAAAAUUUCGAUCAAACUGGAUCUUUUGCCCAGAAAACGUGCUCGCAGACUUCAGGAAGCCACGAAAAAGACCGGAACAAAACUACCCUGUGUGCAGUGUAACAAGAAGUUUCCCUUGAAAUCCACCCUUAAAGUUCACGUAAAAGCUGCCCACAGUGAUCCCAGCAAAGGAAAGCUGGCUUGCGGAAAAUGCGAUCAGAUAUUCAAGACGCAAGAGCUUCUGGCCACCCAUAAACUAUCCCACGUGGCAGCAAAAUUCAAUUGCGACAAAUGCCGCGAGAGCUAUCCCACUAGCAGUGCUCUGAAGGCUCACAAACAGACCCACAACGAAUUGCGGCUGCAUCGGUGCUCAAAUUGCAGCAAAUCGUUCAAUCGAGCGCAAGAUUUGAAGAUUCAUAUGAUCGAACAUGCCCCGAAGGAAAAAAAUAAAGCUGCCGUUCGGGAACGAACAUCCACCAGAUCGACGAAAACAUCCGUUGAGCGGAAAGCCACACGAAUCAAUACAUCAGGUGAAAUCAAACCGAGCCGGACGAGCAGUAGAAAAGCUAAGGCUUAAAUUUUUCUUCUUACUAUCCAAUACAAAUGUUAAACUAUUUUCAUAACUUUAUCUACCAUUCAUCAAGUGAAUUUAUUGAAACAGAAGUUUUCGUGUGAAUUUAUUUUUGGAUUCAUUCUGUGAUAAAUUUGUGCAAAUAAAUAUAUUUUGAAAUUGUUCGGAAA
Messenger RNA from Uranotaenia lowii, 2911 nucleotides. Its product is annotated as zinc finger protein 236-like. Gene Ontology annotation, molecular function: DNA-binding transcription factor activity, RNA polymerase II-specific; RNA polymerase II cis-regulatory region sequence-specific DNA binding; zinc ion binding. The record is from RefSeq and is a predicted model, not a curated record. Bases 546 to 2747 code for a protein of 733 amino acids. The transcript is spliced from 4 exons. Gene Ontology annotation, biological process: regulation of DNA-templated transcription. Lineage: Eukaryota; Metazoa; Arthropoda; Insecta; Diptera; Culicidae. Gene Ontology annotation, cellular component: nucleus.